AUGUUUUACAGUCAUGAAAUGCUCACGUCACCCGACCAUGGGGUCGCCACGAUAUGGCUGGUCGCAACCUUAGGGUCAAAGUCGAUUAGCAAAAAGCUCAAUAGAAAAGUUAUACUGGACGUCGACGUUCCGAGAGCUUGUCAUGUUAUUAUGGACCCGGAGGCGCCAAUGGCGCUAAGGCUCCAGGGCAAUUUGCUCUAUGGAGUUUCACGCGUGUACAGCCAACAGUGUGGUUAUGCUCUUACGGAUGUCCAAGCAAUGCACGAUAGAAUGCGAACACUUUUUAAAGUCCUACCCGGGGGUGGGCUAGAUCCAACGGCUGGAAAGGCUAGGCCCGAUCAACUUAUCUUACCUUACGACUCGUCCUUUUUGCCAGAGUGCGAUCUUCCAGGGAUGGGGAUGGAUCUUUCUAAACUUAGUCUGCCCUUUGAUACUACUGCAAGUCAGCAAUCCGACCUCCUAUGGCCGAAGACUCCAGACCUUAGCCAGUCUGCUCUCUUACGGAGCCCUAGCCUUCGAUUUAGUUUCUCAUACGAUGAUAUGAUAUUGAAGGAUGGUGGUGGAAUUGAUUCCGAAACCAAUGUACCUAGCUCUGUCCAAAGAAGUAUCGAUCUGGGAGGCCUCGCAGCUACAACCUUUGCUGAGGAAGGUGGUAUCCUUCUUCAGCCUGACUUUGAAUUUGACGAGGAUGGCAACCUCAUCGAGCUUGGGGAGGCCUAUCGCGAAACUGCGAAGAGGAAAACGAGUCGACACGUCAGUGAAGCACCACUUCUCGAUGAAGCGAUGAAUAUUGGAUUGAAUGACGUCGCGUUUGACUAUCAGUCGAUGCCAAUCGACGAAGGGAUAGAUAUUAUCGCCAAGCAUCAGGAUGAAAGGCUAAUUCAUGCCAGUCGAGCUACUAAAAGACGCCGCAGUGAGUCUGAAUCAACCGACGAGCUUAAGCUUAUUCCAGAUGAGACCGCGGCGACUGUGCCCCAGAAACGACGAGCCUCUAGAUUGCAAAUAUUGGAUGAUCGAACUGCCUUGAGAAACACAGAGCUGGGUAAUAUGAACAGCGAUUACGUGCAGAACAUGGCUAUAGCUUCGAAGCAGAAACGGCAGAACAAGCUCCCAACGCAAGCAAAAAAGAAUGCCUCCUUCUGGGUUUUCGGUCAAGGAAUUGGUUCAGUUGGGCUUGGCUUGGGUGCAUCCCGUGUACCACAUCCUUUGCAGCAGUUCUCAGGAGAGGGGCUCUAUGCUGCGCUCAGCCCAACUGCAAGACGUAAAGGGCUCAAGCGGAGUCGCCUUCUUAGAGAUGAUAGUGAAGCAGAUUUUGAUGUGCGCUGUGUCCGUGCCAGAGAAGAAAACGAGGAGCAAGUUGGUCGAGGAGGGGUGGUCGAUAACGAUGACAUUUGGCAAGAUGUUGAAAUUGGUCGCCAUGCCCCAUCCAUUUUUCGUGAUGACAACUCCUUCUCGUCUCAAAUGCCAUGGAAUAUCACAGCCUCUGUCCAGAGCUCCCAGCACGGAUCGUCUGUUGUUAGUGGCCUCCGUGGAGUAGCAAAUGUGAUCGACCCUUCGGCUUCACGAGGCAGGGACCUCACUGCAUCUCACCUUGCUGGACGCGGACGAUCACGCAACCGUCUAACUAGCGCAAGUCCCCUAGCCAGUAGAGGGUUCCCCCUCGACGCAGAGGCCGUCGACAACUUGACGCUACCCGGAAAUGAUGACGUGGACGUCUUGAGUGACUUUGACCUGAGCCAGUAUCUACAGACUGAACUAUUCGGUGCUACCCAUGGCAAUACUGGAGAUGACGCCAACGCAAGCACGUACAGUCGUCAGGUGACUCUUCAAGCUCGCCUACCGAAGUCCAGCCUGGACCAAGAAAGCCAGAACUUCCUUGGGUUUCUAACAAAAAAGCUCGAGGCCAUGCCCGUGGAACACACUGGGGAAAUGGAUGAAGACGGUUUCAUCAACUCACCGUCCGCUUACCAUGGCAGCAAAGCAAUCGGCUUUUCAGCACUUCUGCCACCGGCUGAAACCUCUGCUUCUGUAGCCACAGAGGGUUUGAUGCAUAUACUCACACUUGCAACUAAAGGUUUCUUAUCGGUCCGCCAGGAUGAUUAUCAAGACCGUAGCACUCGAUAUCAUAUCCGAUAUGAGUUUGGAGAGAUCUUUUUACAGCUAUCAGAGGUGUAG
Messenger RNA from Aspergillus caelatus, 2175 nucleotides. RefSeq names its product Rad21/Rec8 N terminal domain protein. The transcript has 7 exons. Gene Ontology annotation, molecular function: chromatin binding; protein binding. The record is from RefSeq and is a predicted model, not a curated record. Gene Ontology annotation, biological process: replication-born double-strand break repair via sister chromatid exchange; mitotic sister chromatid cohesion; synaptonemal complex assembly. NCBI's taxonomy places the organism in Eukaryota, Fungi, Ascomycota, Eurotiomycetes, Eurotiales, Aspergillaceae. Gene Ontology annotation, cellular component: synaptonemal complex; cohesin complex. Bases 1 to 2175 code for a protein of 724 amino acids.